AUGGGCUCCUUUGCAACACUCGCACAACAACGCCUCAGCCAUCUUCCACAACCUUGUUUUAAUUCUUUAUUUUUCACAAGUACCGUAAUACCCGUACACACUUUACUUCGGUGCCUCUCUAAUACAGUAGCUGCAGACUUUGGAACAGCAUAUUCCGGGUGCUCAUACUUGUUUGGUGACAAUAUUAAAGAAAUUUCGGAUAUAACUGUAUGGCCCAAGUCUGACGGUUUUUACUAUCCCAAAGUACCAACAGCGAUAUACUAUGAAAGCUAUACCAGCAAACCAAUUGCAUGGGGACAUGAGGCUAUUCUUAAAGCAAAUAUGCAUAAUAGUACUGGACAUUUGAUCACCGGCUUCAAACUACUUCUUGAUACCAACAACGAAUCGACUAAUAUUCUUCCGCAUGGCUUGACUGCUGUACAAGUGAUUUCGGACUAUCUCCGUGAAUUCCAUGCAUAUGUUCACAAACAGUUAAAAAGGGAACUAUGUACACUUUAUGGUACUUCCAAGUUCAGGUAUUGCCUUACAGUUCCGGCAAUAUGGGAUGAUAAAGCCAAGGCUACCAUGAGAGAAGCAGCCAUUCUUGCUGGUAUUGUCGACCGAAGCGAUCACCCAGGCCGAUUGAUGCUUACCAGCGAGCCGGAAGCAGCUGCACUGUACUGUGAGAAAAUAUGUAAACACUUUAAUCUCACACACGGAAAGCGCUUUAUGGUAUGCGAUGCUGGUGGCGGCACCGUCGAUUUGAUUGUAUUUCAAAUAGAAGAAUACGCAGGCAUAAAAAGCCUUCGUGAGAUUACAAAAGGCUCAGGAGGUCCCUGCGGAUCUACUUUUUUGGACAACCGUAUGCGAGAUAUACUCAAAAGACGCUUUGGCUCUCAUGCUGAUGACAACAAAAGAACCAUAGAGCUUAUAAUAAAGGAAUUUGUUUCUUCAAAAAAGCCUGAAUUUGAAAACGAAGAUGUAUACUUCAGUGUACCCGCAAUAUUGAAUAUGGGAGGCCAUAACAUGUCCAGGGUUGGUAUACAUGAAGGCUAUUUACAAGUUACAGCUAAACAACUUCGAGAAGAAGUAUUUGAUCCAGUUGUUGAUCAAGUCUUAAGUCUGAUAUCUGGUCAGAUAAACCAAUCUCAAACGAAAAUCGAUGCAAUAAUUUUGGUUGGUGGAUUUGGACAGUCAAACUACUUGAGCAAUCGUAUCACAGACCUUUUCAAAAGCACGGUUGGAUCGAUAUAUAUACCGAAUCGGGGGGAAAUGGCUGUAACGCGAGGUGCAGUGAUAUUUGGAGUCGACCCUAGUAGAAUCUCACAUCGAAUACUACGACGUACAUAUGGGCUCCAAACCAAUACAAUCUUUAAUUAUGUACUGGAUGCAGAUAAAAGGUGCUAUUUGGUUAAUGGACAAGUAGUAUGCCAGGAUUACUUUUCUGUAUUCGUUUCAAAGGGAGAAUCCAUAGAUACAAAUCAAUGUUUUACAAAGCAAUUUUGUAUAUACUAUCCUGGUAUUUUGAACUUAGACAUGUUUGCCUACGAUUGCAGUCAAGAAACUCCAAGACAUGUUACUUCUCCGGGUGUUUGCCCAGUAGCUAAAUUUGCUGUUGAAAUACCUACUUUGCCGAAUGUCAAAAAAGGAGAUAAGAUUGGGUGUACAGCCAAAAUGUAUUUUGGUAAAACUGAGAUUAUUCUAGAAGUUGUAAUCUUGGGCUAUGCAUAUGUAUUUACUUCAGCUUUUGAUUCUCAUUGA
This is a messenger RNA of Phycomyces blakesleeanus NRRL 1555(-), 1740 nucleotides long. RefSeq lists its product as hypothetical. The transcript is spliced from 6 exons. The record is from RefSeq and is a predicted model, not a curated record. Lineage: Eukaryota; Fungi; Mucoromycota; Mucoromycetes; Mucorales; Phycomycetaceae. Gene Ontology annotation, molecular function: ATP-dependent protein folding chaperone; ATP binding. The coding region runs from base 1 to 1740 and encodes 579 amino acids.